AUAUAUAUCCCAGGAGACCAUAUAGCAAGUUUCCAAAACUAGGUUAUUCUUCAAGAAAAUAUGGGUGAACAAGCAAAUUCUGUAUUUGGUGAUCAAGAUUUGAAGGAAAAUAUUGGUGUUAAUGGAGCUUGGCACCAAAGUUGGCUUGUCAUGGAAGGUGGUGAUGGUAUUUGCGUUACAACAUCCGUCGAAUCCUCAACAAAUUCCACAAACUCUGUUGCAUCGUCCUCUUCAUCUGAAUUGUUAGAGGAUGCUUCCUCUUCAAUGUCAUAUUCAUCAUCCUCGUUGCUAACAAAUGGGCCUUUAUUACAUGAAUUAUCUGAGAUCAUGGUCCAUCUACCCAUAAAGAGAGGACUCUCUAAGCAUUAUCAAAGGAAGUCUGAGUCUUUCACAUCUCUAGCGAGUGUGAAGAAGUUAGAAGAUAUUGGAAAGAGAGAGAAACUGAAGUCAUGCAAAAGCUAUGGAGGUGGUUUAGAUGGUCAUAAAUCAAGCACUCCCCCUAAGGCUAUCAUAUCAAAGAAGAUUUCAAGAGGAUCUUUUUUAUCUUCUUUGGGUAAGAGAGGUGGUUUGUGUGGUGGUUCUAGGCCUUCUUUCCAUGCACAAAAAAGAAUUUCUGAUAUGCAAACCACGUAAGGUUUGACAACUAACUGGCUUAUGUUUUGCAUACUCGUUGGAAGAAAUUAUGCAAUCUUCAGUGAGUUUUACAUUCUUC
Molecule: messenger RNA, 712 nt
Organism: Juglans regia (Persian walnut)
Lineage: Eukaryota; Viridiplantae; Streptophyta; Magnoliopsida; Fagales; Juglandaceae
Exons: 2
Coding region: 61-633 (190 amino acids)
Source: RefSeq, a predicted model, not a curated record